This is a messenger RNA of Oncorhynchus masou masou (cherry salmon), 1796 nucleotides long. Its product is annotated as palmitoyltransferase ZDHHC16A-like. Gene Ontology annotation, cellular component: Golgi apparatus. The transcript has 11 exons. Gene Ontology annotation, molecular function: palmitoyltransferase activity. Bases 98 to 1246 code for a protein of 382 amino acids. Lineage: Eukaryota; Metazoa; Chordata; Actinopteri; Salmoniformes; Salmonidae. Gene Ontology annotation, biological process: protein palmitoylation. The record is from RefSeq and is a predicted model, not a curated record.
GUUAGCUUCCGGAUGAAUUAAACCUUCUUCACCUUGGUAUCAUGGCCAGACAUAACACAUUUCUCACGGGUGACAUGCGAUCCUAAGAAAGAGAAGAAUGCGGCUGUGCCCCACCUUCCUGCUGCAGCGCUGGCUGUGGUUGUGUGUGUGCGCCAGACAGUGGCACUGCAGAAAUGGCAACAACUGCAGACUACCGCUGUGUGUGAGGCAGAUAUGGGCCUACCUCAGACUGAUGGUCGACUCCCUCUAUUACAACACCCUCACCAACUCUGACGUUGUCAUGGACUCACUGAUGGAACCCAUCUUAUGGAUGGUGGACCUACUCACCCGCAGGUUCGGGGCGGUGUUUGUAUGUCUGUUAGUGAUACUGACCACUUCUAUCCUGCUGGUAGUCUAUGUGGUUAUGCUGCCCGUGAUCUUCGACACGUACUCUCCAUCCUGGAUAGCCUGGCACAUGAGUUACGGACACUGGAACCUUGUCAUGAUCGUCUUCCACUAUUAUAAAGCUACCAAUACUGCCCCAGGAUACCCCCCUACGAUGAAAAAUUCCAUUCCAUUUGUGUCCAUGUGUAAGAAGUGUAUCAUCCCCAAACCAGCCAGAACUCACCACUGUGCCAUCUGCAACACGUGCAUUUUGAAAAUGGACCAUCAUUGUCCGUGGCUGAAUAACUGUGUCGGCCAUUUUAACCAGCGGUACUUCUUCUGCUUCUGUGUUUCCUUGUCCCUGGGCUGUGUCUACUGCAGCAUCAGUGGUCGGAACCUUUUCCUGGAUGCUUAUAGUGCUUAUAAGCGCUUCAAACACAUGGACAAAUCAGGUGUCCCGGUGACAGGGAAGGGGAAACUCAUAGGCAACUUACCGCCUGUGCAGAGCACCUCCCAGACUCCUCCCUUAACGUUCAGAGACGAGAUGUUCCACAAGAGUGUCAUUUACAUGUGGGUGUUAACCAGCGUGGUGGCUGUAUCUCUUGGGGGGCUGACUAUCUGGCACGCAGUGCUGAUAUCCCGAGGAGAGACCAGCAUAGAGAGGCACCUCAACAACAAGGAGACCAAACGGAUGCGGAAAUGUGGCAAGGUGUACAAGAACUCAUUUAACUAUGGCAGACUGAACAACUGGAAAGUCUUCUUAGGUGUGGAGAAGAAAAGUCAUUGGCUGACGCGAGUCAUCCUGCCCUCUGGACAUGUCCCCAUUGGGAACGGCCUGACCUGGGACAUCUAUCCAUUCAGAAAAGACAUGAUGCCCGUCUGAGCCAAAUACAAAAUAACUGAAUUUAGACUUCUACAAAAUGAGGAAACACCUGAUAUCUGUCUGACCACUGACCCCACAGACUCUGUCCACACAGAACUACAUCUCCCAGCGGCCCCUGCUCCCUACAUAUACUGAUGUUACAUGACCAGGUUUUGGAGACGAGCAGGAGAGUGAAUACUGUGAGGACAACAGGGAAGAGAUGGGGAACGUUUGCUGCUCCUAAGUGAAACAACCCUACAAAAUGUUUCAACCCUGGUCCUGGCACAGGGCUUGUGUAAUAAAGGCCAACCACACUCCAGAACUUGUAAUGAUGUGGGGAUGAACUGUUUCAUAAUGUUUUCAGACUACUACAGUGUACCACAGUAUGAGUCGUCAUAUUACCCAUAAGACCUAGAGGUCAAACGGAAAUUAAUAAAAUUAUUUUUUUCCACCAUUCACUUUCCCCAUAGAUUAAAAAAAACACUUAAAUUAAGGGCUGGGUUUAGUUUUGAUAACUGUGUAAAUCUUUCUAGGAGAAGGUGACUUAUCAAUAUAUUUGCCUGUAUUUACC